AUGAAGUUGGGACCAAACAAAUCGGUGAUUACAAGAGUCAUCUCCAGUUAUUCUUAUCAUCAUCUUCAUAAUCAUUCAGGGGCUUACUAUAAUAAUGGAGUAACAAAACUUGAGCGUUUUGUAAGGGAUGAAUGUAAUGCAGGGAGGAUUAAGAAGCUUGAUGAUGGUUUGAGAUACUUUGAUCAGUUGAUUUUGGAAAGCCCAUUGCCAUCUAACGUUACUUUCUGUCAUUUGUUAGGUUCAUUAUCCAAAAUCAAGUGUUAUUCAGAUGUCAUUAUGUUGUUUUGUUUGCUCGGAGAGAUUAUUAAAAGAGGCUAUCAUCCUAACGUUAUCACUUUCGGUACACUGAUUAAAGGGUUGUGUCAACAAGGAAAGAUUGAUUCUGCAUUCCAAGUGUUUGGUAAAAUGAGAUACACUUCGCAAAGGAUGUUUAGUUAUGAAGCUUUGGUUCUCUUCUCCGAGAUGCUUAGAGAUUCAGAUGUUGUCCCAGUUGUUGUUUACAAUUCUUUGAUUAAUGGUCUUUGCAGUUCGGGAAGGUUCAAGGAGGCAGAGAGAUUCUUCCAAGAGAUGGCUGAUAGGGGAAUCUCUGCGAAUGUAAAGACAUAUAGUUGUAUGAUUGAUGGUCACUGCCUACGCGGUCACUGGGAAGAAGCAAGAAGAUAUUUCGAUGAAAUGAUGGAUCGGGGGAUUUCACCAGAUAUAGUAACCUUUAAUAUAUUGAUAGAUUCACAUUGUAAAGAUGGGAUGACGAAAGAUGCUUGGGCUUGUUUAAACUGA
Molecule: messenger RNA, 777 nt
Organism: Papaver somniferum (opium poppy)
Lineage: Eukaryota; Viridiplantae; Streptophyta; Magnoliopsida; Ranunculales; Papaveraceae
Product: pentatricopeptide repeat-containing protein At1g64100-like
Exons: 3
Coding region: 1-777 (258 amino acids)
Molecular function (GO): protein binding
Source: RefSeq, a predicted model, not a curated record